GCGGGGCGGGCGGAGCUCCGGGGGAGGCGCUAAGGGGGUCUUGAAGACUUUGCUGCGCCCAGGCACCAGGACCGAGGAUUUCUUUCCAGCCACUGCGGAGGUGCCACUGUUCCAGCGGCGUUUUUUUUUUCAAAGGGCAUUUUGAAAACGGGGCAGUAGCCACAGAAUCAGCGACAAGCCUGUUGAAGGAACCCACAAGUGUAUUUCACGGCACCUUGGGUGGAAAUUGGAUGUGAAAAUGAAGCCAGACCGAGAUACUCUAGAUGAAUACUUUGAAUAUGAUGCAGAGGAGUUCUUGGUCUCUUUGGCCUUGUUAAUAACAGAAGGUCGAACACCUGAAUGUUCUGUAAAAGGUCGCACGGAAAGUUUCCAUUGCCCUCCAGCACAGUCAUGUUACCCAGUAACUAGCAAACAUGAGUGCAGUGACAAGCUGGCUCAGUGUCGUCAAGCCAGAAGAACUAGAUCUGAGGUCUCGUUGUUGUGGAAGAAUAACCUUCCAAUCAUGGUGGAAGUCAUGCUACUCCCAGACUGCUGCUACAGUGAUGAUGGGCCCACCACAGAAGGAAUUGAUCUCAAUGAUCCUGCAAUUAAGCAAGAUGCAUUAUUAUUAGAAAGAUGGAUUUUGGAGCCAGUUCCUCGACAGAGUGGAGAUCGAUUCAUUGAAGAGAAGACUCUUCUGUUGGCUGUCCGCUCAUUCGUGUUUUUUUCCCAAUUAAGUGCGUGGCUGAGUGUUUCUCAUGGUGCUAUUCCACGAAAUAUUCUUUACAGAAUCAGUGCUGCUGAUGUAGACCUGCAGUGGAAUUUUUCACAGACUCCGAUUGAACAUGUAUUUCCUGUUCCCAAUGUUUCUCACAAUGUGGCCUUGAAAGUCAGCGUUCAGUCCUUGCCCAGACAAUCUAAUUACCCAAUGUUGACCUGUAGUAUUCAUGCUAAUAUUGGCCUUUAUGAGAAAAGAAUUCAAGAACAUGAACUUAAAGCCCAUCAGCACCGCAAUUCUAAUGAAGCAGAACAAAGUAAUAUAAAUAGCUCACAGCGUCUGUGUAGCAAACAAUCUUGGACCAUGGCACCCGAAAGCAUAUUACAUGCAAAAAAUGGCACAACUCCAGAAUAUACUGCAGCCGUCAAAAAUGUCAAACUGUAUCCAGGCACUGGCAGUAAAUCUGACCAUGGAACAUGUCAAGUCAAUAUUCUGGGCUUCAGUGGUAGAGGAGAUAAAAAGUCACAUGAAACACCAGUGAGAACUUUAAAAUCAUUUUCAAUGAUUGAUUCUAGUGUCUCUAGCCACCAGAGUUCCUGGCAGUCAGUUGGUGAGACUAAUCCUUUAAUAGACUCUUUAAUUCAGGAGCGACAAGAAGUUAUUGCAAGAAUUGCUCAGCAUUUGAUUCAUUGUGAUCCAAGCACUUCACAUGUUUCUGGACAUCCAUUUAAUAUGCAGCAGUCUAGUUCACUUAAUUCAAAACUUUUCCGCGUUUCACAGGAAAAUGAAAAUGUGAGGAAAUGUAAAGAAACAUUCUCUGUUUCUUUUUGUAGUCCAGAGCUUACCUCAUCAGAAGACACCAGUGAGGGAAAAAUUCAAGUAAAACCAGAAACUGCUCAAAGUGCCUCUGGCAUUUCUGAUGGUCUUUAUUCUCGUCAGUCUUUUGUUGAGACUAAUCCUUUGAUAGGCUCUUUACUCCAGGAGCGGCAAGAUGUUAUCGCAAGGAUUGCUCAACACUUGGAGCAUAUUGAUCCAACAGCGUCACAUAUGUCCCGGCAGUCAUUCAACGUGCAUGACUCCAAUUUGGUUCCCUCUAAAGUAUUCAGGAGUUUGUAUGAAGACAAAAGUUUGUUGAAGAAAAACAGGGAUGACACCUCCGUUUCCAUUUCUAAUACAAAAUUUUCCUUAUUAGAAGACAGCAGUGAAGGGGAAAACUUAAUACCCAAUAAAUCAUUGAGUUCUUUUCAAUGCAAUAGUAAAGUCAAGUCCUCUUUGAAACCUCAGAUAAGAACUCUGUAUCAGGACAAUCCUAGUGAAAUCAUUCAAAAUACAUUUCUAGAGACACAGAACAAAGCUACUGGUGUUUUGACUCCCUCGAAAAUGUCUCACUGCAAAAAAAAUAACUUAGAUUUGAUAGUUAGAUUGGAAACUGCACUUUCUGACUGUCAAUUUAAGGAGCAAGAAAUUAUCCAUGAAGUUGAUAAAAAGUAUUCAAAUUGCAACAGUAUUGACAAACAGACUUGCACAAAUAAGUAUAAGGAAAAAGUAAUAAAAAAUGAAAAUUGUAAUCCAGAAUCUUUUAGCAAUCACCAAUUUGAGAAUUCCAAGAAAAAUAACUCAAAAAUAAAAACUACUGUGUUGGAAAUGUCUGGAUAUUUGAACAAACAUGAAAAUAAGUACUCAAAUAAAGACUCAAAAAGGCCCAAGACAUGUGAGCAAAAUACUCAACUUAAUAGUGUAGAAAAUUAUCUCAACGAUAAUGAAGUUUUCAAAUGCAAAAAGUCAGACUCAUUGAAAAAUGAACAGGAUAAGAAAGAAGAGACAGUUGAUGAGAAGUCACAGAACUGUUCUCAGAGAAAGAAUAUAAAAAACUGUUUGUCUACAUGUGAACGACUGAAAAGUACAGAGGUAUUGCAGAAGACUAUACCAGUGAAACAUUCAAGUGUCUGGCGGAAACAUAAUUUUCAUUCCUUAGAUGGAACUUCAACCAGAGCCUUUCAUCCUCGAACUGGAUUGCCUCUUCUUUCAAGUCCUGUUCCUCAAAGAAAGACACAAUCAGGUUGCUUUGAUUUGGAUUCUUCAUUACUGCAUCUGAAAAGCUUAUCAUCUCGAAGUCCUCGGCCAUGUUUAAACAUUGAAGAUGAUCCAGAUAUUCAUGAAAAACCAUUUCUGAGUUCUAGUGCUCCACCUAUAACAAGUCUUAGUCUCUUAGGAAAUUUUGAGGAAUCUGUCUUAAACUAUCGGUUAGACCCUCUUGGCAUUGUUGAUGGUUUCACUGCUGAGGUAGGGGCAAGUGGUGUUUUCUGCCCCACACAUUUGACUCUUCCUGUUGAAGUGUCAUUCUACAGUGUUUCAGAUGAUAAUGCUCCCUCUCCUUAUAUGGGUGUGAUUACUUUAGAGUCCCUUGGUAAAAGGGGUUAUCGAGUACCUCCUUCAGGAACAAUACAAGUGACCUUAUUUAAUCCUAAUAAGACUGUGGUGAAGAUGUUUGUUGUGAUAUAUGACUUACGAGAUAUGCCAGCCAAUCAUCAGACAUUCCUUCGACAAAGAACUUUUUCUGUACCUGUUAAACAAGAAAUGAAGAGAACUGUUAAUAAAGAAAACAUCCGACAUGCAGAAGAACGGUUAUUACGCUACCUCAUACAUCUGAGGUUCCAGAGUUCUAAAUCUGGAAAGAUCUACCUCCAUAGAGAUGUACGGCUCCUGUUCUCAAGAAAGUCAAUGGAAGUUGAUAGUGGUGCUGCGUAUGAACUCAAAUCUUACACUGAAUCGCCAACAAACCCUCAGUUUUCACCAAGAUGUUGAUAAGGAGUGACAAUUUAAAGUAUUCGCUCAGUACCCAAGUUGGAAAGUAAAAAUUAGUGUAGAACGGAGUGUACCAAUUAACAACCAGGAGAGUGGAUCCUCUCCUGUUAUCCUGGACCAGUUUUUAUUAAAGGAUUCCUGGAAUGAGAUCCACAUAUUCCAAGUAGACUGGAAACACUCAUGUCCUAAUAAGCCUUUUUGUACUGUUGAAACCACUUCAUUGGACGUGUUGCAAUAGCAAACCACCCCCCCCAUCCAGUUAGAUUAGUGUUGACACAUUUUAUUUCUCAGUUAUUUAAUAUUUAAUGUUUUCCUUAAUACUCAAGUGAUGUUUGUCUCUAGUGUUCUAAUGUAGCACAAAUCCUAUGUAAAAUCAUACUAUGUAUUUUUGACAUUAAUGUUGAAAUCCAAAAUAUAUGCACAAAUCUUUAA
Messenger RNA from Mustela lutreola (European mink), 3934 nucleotides. RefSeq names its product atos homolog A (gene ATOSA). The coding region runs from base 239 to 3502 and encodes 1087 amino acids. The transcript has 13 exons. The record is from RefSeq and is a predicted model, not a curated record. Lineage: Eukaryota; Metazoa; Chordata; Mammalia; Carnivora; Mustelidae.